CCUCUUCUUUCCCCAUUUCUUCAACAAUUAUUAUAUUGCAACAGUAAAAAGGCGAAGCGCAACUCCCCAUUCUUAUUUAUCGGAUCUCGUAAAAAAGCAAAAAGUACAAACUAAAGUAUCAUGAAUUUUGUGCGCCAAUAUCAUCUUGAACCUCGAACGGAGAAGGAGCGUGAGGCUCUCUAUGGUCGGAUCCGGAAGAUUGCAUACUGGCUCGAUAGUUUUGCAGUCGUCGGAGGGUUCCCUCUCGGAGUGGAGGCCAUCAUUGGCUUUAUUCCUGUUGUUGGCGACUUCUUGGGGUUGGUUGCAUCGUUAUAUCAGGUCUACCUCUGCUUCCUCUUUGGUCUCCCAAUACAGCUCAUGCUACGUAUGUUGCUCAAUGUAAUAAUUGAUUUUGUAGUUGGUCUGAUUCCUUGGGUUGGCGACAUCCUUGACGUCUUUUAUAAAUCCAACCAGUACAACCUGUCUAUCCUAGCAAAUUGGUUACAGGACAAUCGCCUAGUUGAUGUGCAGCGCUACAAUAGAGAACAUCCGCUAGCCAACGGCACAGAGCCAAGAGGACGUACAAACAUGAGAUCAAGGGCUGCUGGUGUUGGCAAUGGAUAUGGGUUCAGUCGAUGAAGUAGUUUCCAU
This is a messenger RNA of Lobosporangium transversale, 630 nucleotides long. RefSeq lists its product as hypothetical. The record is from RefSeq and is a predicted model, not a curated record. The coding region runs from base 121 to 618 and encodes 165 amino acids. The transcript is spliced from 4 exons. NCBI's taxonomy places the organism in Eukaryota, Fungi, Mortierellomycota, Mortierellomycetes, Mortierellales, Mortierellaceae.